Messenger RNA from Scatophagus argus, 961 nucleotides. Its product is annotated as fucolectin-1-like. The transcript has 2 exons. The record is from RefSeq and is a predicted model, not a curated record. Lineage: Eukaryota; Metazoa; Chordata; Actinopteri; Scatophagidae. The annotation marks the transcript as partial.
AGACUGGACCUCCUGAAGACGUAUAAAAUAAACACAGUCACCAUCACCAACAGAAACGAUUGUUGCCACGACAGGAUCAAUGGUGCUGAGAUUCGCAUUGGAAACUCUCUCAAUGACAAUGGCAACACUAACCCAAGAUGUGCUGUGAUCUCAUCUGUCUCCGCUGGCACCUCCAAAACCUUUGUGUGCAAUCAAAUGAAAGGUCGUUACAUAAACAUUGUGAUUCCUGGAAGACAAGAAUACCUGACUCUUUGCGAGGUGGAAGUGAUGGGAAUAGACUCAAAUGAUUACACUGACAAUGACUGCAACUGAGUCUGAAACAAUUCCUAAUAGUCAUUUACUUUUGUCUACUUAAUUAAAAAAAACAAAUUAUAAAUGAUUCUGCUUUUGUUCCUUCAAUAAAAUGUCUGUUCUUAUGGUCAGUAAUGUUGUUUAUCUGGCAUUAGCUUAUGACAUUAUAAGAUCAAUUUCUGCAGAAGAAAUUGCUUGCAGUACUAGGAAUUUAACAUGCAUAGAAUACUCAAAGAUUUACUCAGGUAAAAGUCCUGUUAAUUGUGAAAAAUUGGAAAGGAAGGGUUCUUGAAUUUCCCUCGGGAUCAAUAAAGUAUCUAUCUAUCUAUCUAUCUACAUUUGUGCGGACUUUCUGGUUAUUGUAACUAUUCUUUUAUUCCACUGUUUCACCAGAAUGUAACCAAUCAGUUUUGUUUCACAUGUAUGAAUUAAGGGAUAAUGCACAAUGAGCUGUUAUCAGGAAUUAAUAAACAAUGUUUAUUCAAAUUUAAUUAUCUAUCUAUCUAUCUAUCUAUCUAUGUAUAUCUGUGUAUAUAUAUGUAUGUAUAGUACCAGUCAAAUGUUUUGACAAACCUUUUUUAUUGUUUUAUUAUGAAAAAACAAAUAUGGAAUUAUACAGUGUCAAAGAACCCAGAAUAUGUUUUAUAUUUUUGAUUCUUGAAACUAGCCU